This is a messenger RNA of Exophiala spinifera, 1857 nucleotides long. RefSeq lists its product as uncharacterized. Bases 1 to 1857 code for a protein of 618 amino acids. NCBI's taxonomy places the organism in Eukaryota, Fungi, Ascomycota, Eurotiomycetes, Chaetothyriales, Herpotrichiellaceae. The record is from RefSeq and is a predicted model, not a curated record. Gene Ontology annotation, biological process: protein phosphorylation. Gene Ontology annotation, molecular function: ATP binding; protein kinase activity. The transcript has a single exon.
AUGGCCGAAUUCCUGAGCGUUGAACUGGUGUUGAUGAUCGCGAAAGAUGUUUACCUGGUCUCGAAAUGGACAUAUGAAACAGUCAGCGUAGCUCAACGAGCAGACGAGCACCUCGCGGAGCUGAAGCGUCGAUUUGAGGUCCAACUAGACAAGAUCAGAGGAUUCGCAAACAUAUACCUCCGUGACCUCCCUCCCGGAAAUGAAAGAAAAUACCCAUGGUUGAGGGAUGUGAAACUGAAAUAUGAGGAUCUACAGAAGCUCCUCGCUGGCGGGUGGACUAGGCUAGCUCUGAAGUACGACCCGACUUACAAGCAAUUCUACAAGGCAUAUACCACCGCUACCCUCGAACAAGAUCCCUCUCAUCUCCAAAUCCCUGGCAACCGGGAGCAGUGGCUCAUUGAAGACACUGCAUCGCCCACAACGAGCGCGCAGUUGCCGAUGACAUAUAUGCCGCUACCGUUGGGUGAAAAUGUGAAUGGACAAGUGUCCGAGAGCUUCAGAAGGGAACAUUCCGGAUUUCAUCAAUGGCGCUCAGACUAUAAGUCUGCCAAAUCGAAAAUCAAGGCUUCAAUCAACAGUACCGUUGCUAGGUACAAAUUUGCAGGCUGGGACAAAAAGAGAAUGGAGAGAACACUCUCAGAAGUGGAAUCGAUCACGGACAGAUUAUUUGCCUUGGUCCCUUUCGUCAUGGCGACGCAUCCUAGAUUCCCUUCGCAUUCCGAUACUAAGGUAGAGGUCCGGGAAGGUGUGCUCGAAGCUUUCCAUCAGCUGUUAGGUGAGAAUCUGGGCUCUCCUCAACGUCAACGGGAAGCCCAGUUGACAGGCGCAACCAAUUAUCUGGGCAUCCAGAGAGUCAUCGAAAUCGAUGACGACGAGACCACGACGGCCGAGCAGCACCAUCGAUUACUGGGAGAAAUUCCAAUUCCACUGGACUCGCAGGGCUAUCUGUCAUGUGCAGCUCUGGAGCCAGAGAACUGCGUACAACUUUCCGCCGGGGCCAUGGUUGAGAGCGACGGCACGAGCCACGAAGUAUUGAUCGAAUAUAAGGGCUGGGCAGCAGACGACGAAAAGCCCUUCAUUGUGCAACGUCGGAAGGAUAUCGAGAGCUUGUUCCGUGUGUUGGCACUGGCACGGGCUCCCUUCUGGCCCAAUUUGCUGAAGUUGCGAGGUAUAGUUGUCCAAGAGGCUCAUCAUCGAUACGGCUUCGUCUUCGACUACCCUCCGGACUCCCUUCACAAGCAGCCCAUGUCGCUGCAAGAAAUCAUCGCCUCCUCAACCACUCUUGACGGAAGUUCAGAUCUUGAGAACCGUCGUCGUAUUGCCUCAGAGCUUGCAAAGUCGUUGGCGGCUCUGCAUACUGCAGGCUGGGUGCACGAGAGCAUGUGCAGCAGAUACGUAGUGAUCUUCGAGGACACGGAGUCUAGGUUGGCCUACAACAAGCCAUACCUGGUCAAUUUUGAAUUCGCCCGUUCUGCGGGGUCGACAACCCAAUUUGCAUCCGCAGCAGCGGACCACCUGCGACUAUAUCAACAUCCGGACCGCUUGCAGCCUGGCAAGGCAGUCAAGUAUACACAGAAGCACGAUCUGUUUUCAUUCGGAAUAGUACUUCUAGAGAUUGGUCUGUGGCAAACAGCCGAGAACAUGUGGAGAUCUAGACAGGAAUGCGACAAGGUCAACGGGGUAGACAAUCUGGGGGCCAAGGCCAUGUAUGUUGCUCUCGCCAAAGAGAAGCUCGGCUUUGGAAUGGGGAGGAAAUAUCGAGAAGCCGUCGUUGCACUUCUGGAGGCGGAUCAAAGCAGCAUUCACCUUCUCCAGAAUGUCAGGGAGGCGUGUUCCGACUCUUUCGAGAAUUCGUAG